GUUUGGACAUGUGUGCAUGGUCUAUUUCACUAAAUAUCGUUUGUUUUCAGUCUGUCAUUUGUCAAUGCUUCAAUAUAGCAGACAACAGGAUCAGUUGUUGGUUGUCAACAGUACUAUAAAAUAUAUUCACCGUUGUUUUAAUAGUGACGGUGCUAAAUAAGCUGUUCUUAAGAAAUAUUAUGUAGGCAGUACAUCGACCCUUCUUCAGACAAUAGACAUUUGUUUUGUUUUGGCAUACAGGCAUGGACCCCAACUUGGAGGUUCGCAAGCUGCCGGCCGGCGACUUGUUUAAUCUGGCCAGCAUACUGGAACAGAGCGAUAACUGGAAAACACUCAUGGCCAGGAUGCCCAAGUCGCUCGAUGGCGACGCACCGUUUCUUCCAAAAUACAAAGUGGAGCACAUAAAGCUGGUGGAGCAGUGGGCCGGCCGGCAGCAGCGGCUGUGCGCCGAGGUGUUCCUGGAGGAGUGGUCGACGAGCGGCCGGGAUCGCCCCACGCUCGCGGCGCUGCUCCGCGUCCUGCAGGGGCAGGACCUGUUCCGCGCUGCCGACUUCGUGGCGGAGCAGCUGCUCGGAGUCGGCAGGCCGGAGCGACCGGGGAGCGGGCCGGCGGCCCCCGUGGACGUGUCGACCGACGUGAUCGAGCAACUGGUGCCCGUGGCUGCAAGCCUGGGGCUGGGGGCAGAGCGCGGGGAGACCCCGCGCCAGCUGCGGGAGGGGCUCAUCGCGGAGCGCCUGGACCUCGGGGCGCCGGAGCAGGAGACGCUGCCUCUGGACGCGAGGCUGCCACACUUCAGUUACGUCGAGCUGGAGAACUUCACGGACAGCUUCUGCGACCUGCCCGCGACGGAGCCGCGGGGCCGCAAGCUGGGCACGGGAGCCUUCGGGACGGUCUACCUCGGGAUAUUCCCGUCCGGUGACAGGGUCGCAGUCAAGCGGCUGAACAGCGACGCCUUCAGUGCCCAGCUCCAGUUCCGCAACGAGAUAGAGAGUCUCAGCAGGUACCGGCACGAGAACCUACUCCCCCUGCUCGGGUAUUCCUGCGACGGCCCCGCCUAUUGCCUCGUCUACCAGUACAUGAGCAACGGUUCCCUUCAAGAGAGGCUUGCGUGUCGUGGUGCUGGCGACAUCCUGCCGUGGAAGCUGCGGCUGCAGAUUGCGCUGAAAACUGGCCGUGGCAUUGUAUACCUUCACACGGCGUACGAACGGCCGCUCAUCCACCGUGACAUCAAGAGUGCCAACAUUCUUUUGGAUGACAACCUGCAGCCCAAGCUCGGAGACUUCGGCCUGGUGCGACUAGGCUCCACCACCAGCCAGACCAAGAGCAUCAGCAUGAAGACGAACACGGUGUAUGGCACUUCAGCGUACAUGCCUUUGGAAGCAUUUCGCGGAGACAUCUCCGUGAAACUGGACACCUUCAGCUUUGGAGUGGUGAUGCUUGAACUGUUGACAGCGCUGCCACCUUACGAUGAAGGAAGAGAAGGAUUUGAUUUGGUAACUCACGUGACGGACACGUGUGAGGAGUCGAUCGCGCCCUUGCUGGACGCGGAAGGGGGGGCGCCGCUCCCCGAGGCCGAGCUCGCGUUUGCGCUCGCGCUGGAGUGCAUCGAGAGCGAGAAGAGGCGCCGGCCGACGAUGGCCGCCGUCGUCGAGAAGCUGCAGGCUCUCGUCGCCGGUGCCAGCCCGGCGUGACGUGCGGCUGUUUCGAAACCCGGGGCGCUCGUUUAUUGAAACUGCCGAUGAAGCUCUAUCAGCGAACGAUCACUACGUGCAAAAUACGGUUCACCAAUAACGGCAAUAACUUAAGAUGUUAGUUUUCUGGAAAAGUAUGUUUGAGAAAAUUUCCCGGCGAUUUACCAGAAAAACUUCUGCGAAACUUUAAAAUUUUCUAAAUGAUCACACUAAAAUUUAUCAAUUUUUUUAACACAAACAGAACCAAAUAAAUUAUACAUUUGAUCUUUCUUUACAACGUAAUGGCUAGACACGCAUUUGUUAUUUUAUUUUAUGAUACAAAGUGGUGUUCUUUUUAGGUAAAAGUGUUUUUAAUUAACCCGUUUUUUUUUUGCGUAUUUACGUAAAUUUCAUCGACUAGUAAACAAACAACAUAAACACAAAUCGAGAAUAAAGUUUCCAUAGAACUACAGAUAUAAAAAUAUUUAAAUUGAUGCAAGUUUGUUUUUAAACAUAAAUUUUGCAUUAAGGUUUUGUAAGUUAAUCCUCUGCAUUUUAUGAGAAGUAAAAAAAUCACGUGAUCACAACUUUGAUAAAUGCAUGUCUCUAGUAAUGGCUCAUUUAACAUAUCCUCUACCAACUGAUAGGAACUAAAAUUGUACCUACCAAUCUGCAGAAAAAAAAAUUAUUGUAUUAAUGUUUCUAUCUUAAAUUAUGUAAAUCAUCUAUGUUGGUUAUGGAUAAAAGGAAAAUGUUUUGGAAAAAUUUGUUACAUUUUUCUAGAAGAUUUUUCCCAUUUACAUUUCUACCAAUAACCUAACAGCUAUGUGAAGUAUGAGUGAUGUUGAACUGUCCUUAAGUUGGAAACUAAACCUAGAAUAAAACCCCAUUUUAUGUUUUUAUUCUGAAGUACUUAAAUGAACAUUUUUUUUAAUGUAUUGCUUACCUGAUCUCUGUGGGCCUGGGAGCUACAAUGAAACAUUUACUAUUUCAUCACCACAGUCAGUAUUUAUUCUGUAAUAAAAUUACUUGAUCAACUUGCUUAUCAAUUCUUUCUGCCAACUCAACCAUGGGUAGUACAGAAAUCAGAAAUCAACAGUAGUGCUUUAUAUGUACUUUGAUUUGUCAACUUUUUUUUUUUCAGAGUCUAUAUAUAUAUGUUUUACUUAAUUGGAAUGAUUUUGCAGCCAAUAAAACAGAUAUGUAAUUAGUAGCGUGCCAGUGUUCAUAGUCAAUGAUACCAUGAUGAGUUAAUAGGUACAUACGGUACAUAUAUGCAAGUGACCAUUAAAUCUAAGACUUUGUUCCACGGGCUGUACCUUUUGAAAGUUCGGUACCCAAGAUGUAGUGGUAGGAAAAAAGUUGUGGAUGUAGAGUUACAAAGGUUUUACUGUAAAUAUUACCACCUCAGUACAUGAGUUUUAAGAAAGUAAACUAUUUUUGCUGUCUCUAUAGUUAUUGUAACUUAUGACCUGUCAUUAAUUUUAUCUUUGUAAUAAUAAAAAAAAAUUAUAAAUUUAUAGGAUAUUUCUGUUUUUAAUAAUUGUUUUUAAAUCUUGUUUAUGUAUUUUAAGGAAAAACGUUCCUGUAAUAUGUAACAUGUUUUCUUGCUUUGUUUUUUAAUUUAAAUUCUUUGUAAUUACUGUAUUAUAUG
Molecule: messenger RNA, 3324 nt
Organism: Bacillus rossius redtenbacheri
Lineage: Eukaryota; Metazoa; Arthropoda; Insecta; Phasmatodea; Bacillidae
Product: interleukin-1 receptor-associated kinase 4-like
Exons: 10
Coding region: 243-1691 (482 amino acids)
Biological process (GO): protein phosphorylation
Molecular function (GO): protein kinase activity; ATP binding
Source: RefSeq, a predicted model, not a curated record